CUCAUUGGAUCAUCAACUACAUUCCGACAUACGACUCCAACAGAUAACGUAUUGUAGAACCGGCAUAAAAACCCCCUCUCCUUCUUUCUAUUACAACUCAACUGGCACUAUCGAAGAGCAAGCGUGCUCUUUUUACCGUCGGUUUUAUAAAGUGCAAACAUGGCAGAGGUAGACGAAACGCAGAAGAAGAAGAGGACUUUCAGGAAGUUCACUUUCCGAGGGGUUGAUCUCGAUCAACUCCUGGACAUGCCCAAUGAGCAAUUAAUGGAUUUGAUGCAUGCAAGAGCACGUAGACGGUUUUCCCAUGGACUGAAAAGGAAGUCUAUGGCACUUGUUAAGAAGUUGCGCAAGGCAAAAAAGGAAACUCCUCCUAAUGAAAAACCUGAAAUUGUCAAGACCCAUUUAAGAAACAUGAUCAUUGUUCCAGAAAUGGUGGGUUCUAUUGUUGGUGUUUACAAUGGUAAAACAUUUAAUCAAGUUGAAAUUAAGCCUGAGAUGAUUGGGCAUUAUCUUGGAGAGUUUUCUGUUACAUACAAACCAGUGAAGCACGGUAGACCUGGUAUUGGUGCUACACAUUCUUCACGAUUUAUUCCACUUAAGUGAGAUAUAUGUAUUUAUAUCAAUAAAUUAUAUUGUUUAUGCUAAA
This is a messenger RNA of Odontomachus brunneus, 646 nucleotides long. Its product is annotated as 40S ribosomal protein S15-like. Lineage: Eukaryota; Metazoa; Arthropoda; Insecta; Hymenoptera; Formicidae. Gene Ontology annotation, molecular function: structural constituent of ribosome; RNA binding. Bases 160 to 603 code for a protein of 147 amino acids. Gene Ontology annotation, cellular component: ribosome; cytosolic small ribosomal subunit. Gene Ontology annotation, biological process: translation; ribosomal small subunit assembly. The record is from RefSeq and is a predicted model, not a curated record. The transcript is spliced from 3 exons.